GUUUACGUUGAGGCAGACGACGGGAGGUCAGGGCGCCGCGCGUGGGACUCCCGGCACCUUUUCUCUCUGAUGUUGGCUCUGUAACUCGCUUUUUUCUCCCUUUUCUCCCUGGGAUUGGACAUUUUGGCCAAGAGGCACACCAGAAAAUGAGGCUUUGUUAUGAGUAAUAUGGUGUGGGCACAAGGGUUGAAAACCCUAGUGCUGGCAGGCCAGAGCAGCAGUAUUGGCUUAGUGAGAAGCAGUCAGGCCCCACUCUUAGCAUGGAAGGCAGGCUUGAGAAUAUUUCCUCAUAGAAAAUAUGUUCAUAAUCGAAAUGUAUCUCCUAGUAUUUACCAACUAUCUGGCUUACAAGAUGGAGAUGGUACAGAGGAAUCCGUGAAGGAAGUGCCAGUCACAAGAGCCAAUGGCAAUGGGCAAAGCAGUAAUAUUAAGGUUUUACUCAUUGACAAGUCAAGAGCACUUAAAUCCCUCACAAGCAGAGAAACUCCUGUCAUUCAUGAUGCAGGAGCCGGUGCAAUAGUAGACGUGAGAGCAAGAGAACAAGAAAGGGAGUCAGUGUCAGAUGAGAAAAAUGAAGCCGUUGAAGUUCGAUUGCAAGUCACCCAGCUGCUUCAGAAUUCUAGAGCAUCAGUUAAGACUGCUUCUAAUUUGCAGCCCUAUAAUGAAGACAUUGAAUACAUAGAUGAAGCAAAAGACCGCUGGUCCCAGAAGACAGAAUUAGUUGGUGCGCUAAAGCCAGAAGAUCUAGACUGGAGACCACAGAUGCUGAAUAUUAGCAAACUGGGAACAUACUAUGCUGGACUGGCUAAAAGCAGACUUACUGGAUUGGUUGUGAUAACAGCAGUUGCCGGAUAUGCCAUGGCCCCAGCUCCCUUAGAUCCCUCCACAUUGCUGCUUUGCUCGGUAGGCACUGGUCUGGUGUCAGCGGCAGCCAAUACAAUAAACCAAAUAUGUGAGGUUCCAUACGACUCUCAGAUGGAUCGUACCAAGAACAGAAUUUUAGUACGAGGACUUAUCAGCCCCCUGCAUGCCGUAUGCUUUGCUACUGUUUGCAGUACAACUGGCAUUGCAAUGUUAUACUAUGGGGCUAAUGGUCUAGCCGCCAGUCUGGGUGCUGUGAACCUUUUGCUGUACACCUGUGCUUAUACUCCCAUGAAGAGACUUAGUAUAAUUAAUACUUGGGUGGGAUCAGUAGUGGGUGCUAUUCCUCCUAUGAUUGGAUGGGCAAGCUGUUCGGGGAGCCUCGAAGCUGGUGCCUGGGUUAUGGCAGGUGUCUUGUUCGCCUGGCAGUUCCCACAUUUCAAUGCCUUGUCUUGGAAUCUGCGGCAAGACUAUUCCCGAGCUGGCUAUCGGAUGAUGUCUGUUACCAAUCCAGUGCUGUGUCGCAAGGUUGCUUUAAGAUAUAGUUUAGCAAUGAUCGGCAUCUGUACACUUGCACCAGCGAUUGAUGUUACAACGUGGAUGUUUGCAGUGGAUUCUUUGCCAGUGAACGGGUACCUCACAUAUCUUGCAUGGAGAUUUUAUCAAGAUGCCGACAGCAAGAGUUCGAGAAAGCUGUUCUUGUUCACCCUCAUCCAUCUCCCUGCCAUUAUGAUGCUUAUGAUUAUUAGUAAAAAACAUUAUAACAAAAAAGAAAGUAAAGAUUCAGCAUUAGCAGAGGGCAGCCAGCGCCAUUCAGAGAGACAAGAGUUAACAAAAGAAGUCACGUGAUUUUAGGCAAAAUUAUUAGUGCUUGAUAUUCCGUAUAUGGAAUUCAAAGUAAAGAAAAUAUUCAUAAGUGAUUGUUUUGGAUGACAGGGAGAGUGAGUGUAGUUUGGUGUAACAGAUUUGUAAAUUAGGAGAAUUAUUUUAAACACAUGUCCACAUAUAUUUAAAAGACAAAACUCAUUUCCGGGCAUUCUGGAGAUUUUGAAUUAUGAUCGGUAUCUUUUUCUAAAUUUGGUCUUAUGUUGCUUUUGUCCUUUUUCAUAAACUUGCAGGUUGAUUGUUAAUAAAGCAUUUACAUUCUGAAAAAUAAUUGUUGUUACUGCAUUUUUGUGGCAGUUAUUUUUAAAAGGUUUAUGUAACACAGCAGCAUAUAUAUAUAUGGAUAAUGUACAAAAAUGUAUAUAAUGUAAAUGAGGAUUAAAGAAAAAAAUGGA
Penaeus chinensis is the source of this 2141-nucleotide messenger RNA. RefSeq names its product protoheme IX farnesyltransferase, mitochondrial-like (gene Cox10). The record is from RefSeq and is a predicted model, not a curated record. NCBI's taxonomy places the organism in Eukaryota, Metazoa, Arthropoda, Malacostraca, Decapoda, Penaeidae. Bases 160 to 1710 code for a protein of 516 amino acids. The transcript has 9 exons. Gene Ontology annotation, cellular component: mitochondrion; membrane. Gene Ontology annotation, molecular function: protoheme IX farnesyltransferase activity. Gene Ontology annotation, biological process: heme biosynthetic process.